AUGCCCGCGACGGCCUGCGAGGUCCCGCUGGAACUCGCCACCCACCUCGGUGGCGUGGAUGCGCUCGAGUUCGGCCCUCGAGGCGCGCCACUCGUCGUCGCGCUGCAGGGCAAGAGCGCAAAUCCCGACGUGAUCGCCGAGUGGGUUCCGGCGGCGCGACUCCUCGCGGGCGCCGGUUGGCGCGUCGUUGUCCCGAACCUGCACUCGAACGAGCUCACCAAGCCAGGCGCGGUGGCCAGCAAAGACGCGACGCAGGUCGUGCGUGACAUCAUCCGGUCCGAGCACAACUGCGGCGCGUCGUGCGCCGUCGUCAUGGGGAAGAGCUGGGGCGGCGGCGAGGCUGUCGCAUUUGCGGCGGCGCACCGGGCGAUGGUCGUUGCCCUCGUGCUGGUUGCGCCGUCGCUCUCGGACAUGUCGCUGCUGCAGCAGGUGCGGGAGAUACCGAUCUGUCUCUUCUGGGCCCGCGAUGACGCGGUCAAGCCCUUCGCCCUGUCCGAGCACUACACCAGCAGCCUUGCGCCAGCCUGCACGCUGCACGCCUCCGACCUCGGAGGGCACCGCGUGCUGCCGGAGUACCUUCCCUCCAUCGCCGCCUGGCUCAGCGAGAGACGGGCGGAGGCGUUGCAUGCGGCGGAGGCGGGGCAUGCGCCCGAGGCAGCAGCAGAGGCAACGCCCGCGCAGGCGCAAGUGCAGGGCGAGGGGCUCGCAAGGCGCUCCGCGGACCACCGUCACUCCGCCGACCUCACCCGCCCUCGGACUCUCCUCGCGGCGAUCGAGCGCCUCGAUCUACUGCACGACUCGGCGGCCGCCGCUGAGGCGGGCGGCGUGCUCCGCUGCUUGAUCCUCGGGGCGGACGCUCGCGAAGGGGCGUCUCUGGAGGCUGCCUGCGGCGGUGCCGUGCGGCUGAACGUGCGAUUCAGCUGCAAGUUGUACCACGAGCUCACCGCGGACGAGCUGGGUGCCCCUCCGCACGUCGCCGUGGCCUUCCAGGCGGGCGUGUGGGGGUACGACACGUGGGCGCCGACGGUCGGCAGCGUCCUGAGGUCCGGCUGCGCUCUGGUGGUGACCUCGUACACUAUCCUCGAGGCAGAGGACGACGAGGAGGCGCUCGCGGCGAUCGGGGGCAUGCGGUGGGCGUGGCGGCCGGAGCCCAACCCGUGGCGUUCGGCCGUGACCGAGAGCCGGCUCAACAGCCGAGGCGACGCGAGGGACCUCGCCGAGAAUGCCGCCUGGCAGUGCGUCCUCGGGACCUCGCGUUUUCUGUCAGUGGCUGUGGCCAUCGUCUUCACGCUGCUGCAGAGGUGCCUGUCCAACCGGGUGCCUGGCGCCUUCAUGCAGGAGGAGGUGCAGAACGAGAAGCUCGACACGAAGCUCGACCGGGUGCUUGAGCACCUGCAGUCUCUGCAGCAGGGGCAGCAGGAGCUCGCAUACUCCGCUGCUGCUGCCUUAGGCGACAGGCCUGGGGGCAUCAGUGCGGCCUUUUCGGGCGCAGCGUCUCCCCAAGGCGCCGCUGCAGGGGCGCCCUCCAAGCUCCCUGUCCCCAUGGCCGGCCUGGAGCCCGCACUCGCCCCGGUCGAGAUCGCGGCCUGA
Molecule: messenger RNA, 1590 nt
Organism: Emiliania huxleyi CCMP1516
Lineage: Eukaryota; Haptophyta; Isochrysidales; Noelaerhabdaceae
Exons: 3
Coding region: 1-1590 (529 amino acids)
Cellular component (GO): extrinsic component of mitochondrial inner membrane
Source: RefSeq, a predicted model, not a curated record